Messenger RNA from Fusarium falciforme, 1719 nucleotides. RefSeq lists its product as hypothetical. NCBI's taxonomy places the organism in Eukaryota, Fungi, Ascomycota, Sordariomycetes, Hypocreales, Nectriaceae. Bases 1 to 1719 code for a protein of 572 amino acids. The transcript has a single exon. The record is from RefSeq and is a predicted model, not a curated record.
AUGGCAAAGCUCAAAAUGAUGUUUGUCACUCUUUUCCCCCUUCUUCUCUGGGUGGUUCUGGCAGUCGCCCAGACAUCGGACCCUGACACGUUCAGAACCAAGCGACUACCCGUGCAGCCUCCUGCAUUGGACCAAUACACCUCACAAGGCUGUUUCAGUAAGCUUCCGAGCCAAUUCACCUUCUUUCGGCGGACAAAUAUGGCCCCAAAUUGGUGCUAUCACCAAUGCAAGGGCCGGCAAUACAGUGUUAUGCUCAUGAACGGCGAUAAGUGCUACUGCGCCGACAAGUAUCCAACCGAACGGUCACUACUCCCUGAAGAACGAUGCAUACUACCAUGUUCCGGCAAACACCAUUGGGUGUGUGGUGGUCCAGGAGCCUACAGCGUCUACAAUCUGGGCAUCAAGUUGGACAUCGAGCAUGAGCCUCUUCCUCCCCCACGGUCUCAGGGCACCGUCGCAGUAACUGGGCAGCAGCCUAAGCGACUUGCAACUUCCCACCAGUUCGUCUCGCAGGGAUGUUUCAAGCAGCUUCCCAAGGGCGCAGUUCGUACGCCGUUGCGCGCGCGCAGCACAAGUGAUUUUCUCAAGUCCUGUACCAACCUUUGUCGGAUCAGGAGCAAAACGAUUGCCAUGAUCCAUGGCUCUGAGUGUCACUGCGCCACUACCUACCCACCUAAGACGGCAUUGGUUGACGAUGAGUCUUGUGGGAUCCCAUGCCGUGGCAGCACUGAUCAUAUGUGUGGUGGCCAUUCAUUUAUGUACACUGCGUACCUCACCGGGCUCUCGCAAAAGGUCAAGCAUCAGGUUGGAACUGUCGACGGUCCUUCUGAGCAGAGUCCCUUUAUGGAGCUGACCUUAGUCCGGAUGACAUACCACGGCUGCUACAACUCGCGCCCCAGGGAGUUUACCCGACGACCCAAGGGCAGGGAAUCAACCAACACGGUUACUAGCUGUCCUCGGUACUGCAGACGCAUGGGAAAGCCCGUUGCGUUGAUGUAUGAACAGAGUUGCUUCUGCUCGGACACAUAUCCCAAGAGAAGCUCCAGAGUGAAGGACCGGCAAUGCGAUAUCCCAUGUCCUGGAUAUCUGCCACAGGCCUGCGGCGGACGCGAGGCUCUCCUUAGCGUUAUGAAUACGGGGUUGCAGCCUCUCGUCGCCGAUGACAAAGAGGAUCACGAGUUGCCAAAGCUACCGUUCUAUGGUUGUUUCAAUGACACACCAGCGAGUUAUAAGACCGUAGACCAUAGGUCUUUCAACCGCGAGACUCAGGGAGAUUCUUGCACAUACGCAUGCACUGCAAAUGGAUAUCCUGUCGCACUAAGACAGGGUGGCGGCUGCCAUUGCUCUCGCUCAUACCCGCCGCCAUCAUCACGGGUCAAUGAAACGCAGUGCCGGUUUGAAUGUCCAUUUGAUGCCCGUGAGAUGUGCGGUGGCCCCCUCGUGUACAACGUCUAUCGUACGAGGCUAGACUGGGCUGUGGAUGAUGAACUAGAGGAUCUGAGCACUUCUGCAGUGACGAGACCUUGGAAGUGUUCCCAUCCGGUUAUACAGCAGGUCAAGAAAACCGCCUCCUGGAUUAUGAGUGGGGCUAUGGUCAUCAUCUACCGUAUCGAAUGGGCUUUGUACGUAGUUUUCUGGGAGGUGAAGCGGCUGGUCAUCAACAUUGUCAGUCCUGUGAGAUGGAUAUGGGGUGGGAUCAGCGAAGUGAUGGACCUUUAA